AUGCUGGGUCGAAGCCUUCUCCUGGCUGCUGCCGCGGCCUUGCCCGUGCGCGUCAUCGCCUCCUCGGUAGCUCGAAUUGGAGACAUAGCCUACUAUGUCCCAGACAAAGUCGAGGUCGACAAACCUUUCGAUGUCAAAGAGCCGCUCCCUAUCACGGUGGUGACUUCGACUAAGAAAUCAAUCUCGGCUGCAUGGCUCAAUGAGACCAUCGCUGACUUUAAAGCAAGCGACGAUGUCUAUUCAGUGGACUUCUUAUCAGCCUUUUACUUUCAAGGUCCUGAGGGAGUUACUCUUGCAAGUGAUGCUCGGGAACUCGUUCGCAAUCUGAAACCACAUUUUGUUGAAUUUUCUCAUUCCUCUUUUCAUGAUGCACUUCCUGACGGUCCGUACUUUGCUACACGCUACGGACUUCACCGUGCCUGGCGCCUCUAUGACGACUUCAGCAACUCUUUUGUCCUUGCUUCAGUUCCAUCGGACGAGAGUUCGGACAUUUAUGAGCCUCUUGCAGCCAACAGUGGAAACCAGUUGGGAGUGAUCUCAGUGGCUGUCCCAUCCAGACUUUUCUACACGCCUACCGCCGAAAAGCCUCUCGCUGGGUACCUCGAGCCUACGCAAAGACAUACCCCCCCAGCCAACCAGACCUCUGGAGUCAUCCAGAAUCUGAUUGACCAAGGUGCCAUUAUUGUCGGCAAGACAAAGCUAUCCUUGUUCGCGGGCGCUCUGUUCACAGCCUCUGAAUGGCCUGAUUAUGAACUCCCAGUCAAUGUCCGAGCAGAUACGUAUCAAAUUCCUGGUGCGUCUUCAGCAGGAUCUGGCUCCUCGAUGGCUGCAUAUGACUGGUUGGAUAACACAGUUGGUGAAGAUACUGGUGGUUCUAUGCGUUUCCCGUCCGCACUGAAUGGUGUCUUCGGAAUCCGCUCGUCAAUCAACAGCACAAACAACACCGCCACAAAAUUCGGACCGUUCGAUGUCGCGGGACACUUUGCCCGUGAUGUCGACUCCUUCAACACUUUCGGCUCAGCCAUGUAUCGCGGAUCCGGAUUGAAGAAUUACACCAAGUUCCCCACCAAGAUUCUCUACCCACGCGAGUACUGGAUCAAUAUCGCGAAGGACUAUACCGCUCCCGGCGAAAAAUAUGUCCAGAAAUUGGAAGCAUUCCUGGGCGUCAACCGAACUAUUGUCGACACCAACAAACUGUGGCUCAACACUUCUGGCCACGGAAACGUCAGCAUGGCAGACUACUUCAAAGAUACUUACACAUAUGUUCAGAACUCUUAUACAUUUUCCAAUGAUUUCAAGGCAGACUACUAUGAGAAGUUUGGAAGUUACCCCUACAUGUCUGUCGACACAGUAGGGUCAAACUCUACCGAGCCUGAGAGCAAAGCCAAAGUCAAGCUUGGAAAGGACCGAAGAGCAGAGUUCCAAUCUUGGUACAGAAAAUACUUCCUUGGAUCCGAUGAUGAGACGUGCUCACAGACGAUUGUUGUCUUCCCAUUCAACGGAAAUGGUGGCGUUCCUUGGUACCGAGACGCUACCACGAAGGACUCAGCGGGCGGCUUUGCCGCUGCACCAGAGGGAUACCUCAGCUGGAACAUGCUUUCAGUUCUCAACGGAAGUCCUGAAUUGGCAGUUCCCGUUGGUGAGGUUGGAUAUACGAGCAAGAUCAGCUUGGUUGAAGAGAGGAUUCCUGUUGCUCUUGAGAUCCAAGCGGCUUAUGGAUGCGACUUGAUGUUGUUAAACCUUGUCCGUGAAUUGGCAUACAACACAGACGCUACCAAGAGUGUCAAGACGGGACGCUUCCUGUUCUAG
Molecule: messenger RNA, 1809 nt
Organism: Penicillium crustosum
Lineage: Eukaryota; Fungi; Ascomycota; Eurotiomycetes; Eurotiales; Aspergillaceae
Product: Amidase
Exons: 7
Coding region: 1-1809 (602 amino acids)
Source: RefSeq, a predicted model, not a curated record